This is a messenger RNA of Nelumbo nucifera (sacred lotus), 1954 nucleotides long. Its product is annotated as BTB/POZ and MATH domain-containing protein 1-like. NCBI's taxonomy places the organism in Eukaryota, Viridiplantae, Streptophyta, Magnoliopsida, Proteales, Nelumbonaceae. Gene Ontology annotation, biological process: protein ubiquitination. Gene Ontology annotation, molecular function: protein binding. The record is from RefSeq and is a predicted model, not a curated record.
CCCUCUCUCUCUCUCUCUCUCUCUCUCUCGUGCAUUUAAAUCUUUCUAUAAAUUCUAACCAAACCUCCCGUUUAAUUCCCUUCACCAGCGCUCUCUCUCCCUCUCUGACUGUCUCUGUCUCUCUCUUUCUUUCUGUCUUUCUCUCUAUCUAUGUUUGAAAAGGGCUUAGAAGAAACGGAACCCUAGAAACCUAUUUUGGAUCUUGCAGAAGAAAUCGUCGCCAAUCCCUGGAAUCCCGAUAGGAAGGAAUUUAGGAACCCUAAUUCAGAGUCCAAUUGGCUUAAUUCCUGCCGAUAAGCCUAGCAAAUUGUGGAUCGUAACCCCCAAUUUAGAAUCUUGGGGGGAAUAGAAAACCCUAAGAGCCCAAUUCGUUUGAAGGAAAACCAAUUCCGUCUUCAACCUGACGUACUCCAUCUCUGUUGUGGAUGGGCAUGGGCAGGGUUUGCAGUGAAACCUCCAAACCCUCUUCUUCUUCCUCCCCCUCUCCUUCGGUCACCAUCUCCACCUCUGUCACACAGACCGUAAAUGGCUCUCACCAAUUCAAGAUCACGGGAUACUCUCUCUCAAAAGGUCUAGGGAUUGGCAAAUACAUUGCGUCUGACAUCUUCUGGGUUGGUGGGUAUGCGUGGGCGAUCUACUUCUAUCCCGAUGGGAAGAGCAUCGAGGAUAACGCGGCCUAUGUUUCAUUGUUUAUCGCGCUUGCAAGCGAGGGAACUGAUGUCAGGGCCCUUUUCGAAUUGACGCUUUUGGAUCAAAGCGGCAAGGAGAAACAUAAGGUGCACAGCCAUUUUGGGAGGACGUUGGAGAGCGGGCCGUACACUCUUAAAUACCGAGGAAGCAUGUGGGGCUAUAAACGUUUCUUCAAAAGAACUGCUCUCGAGACAUCAGAUUACCUUAAAGAUGAUUGUCUCUCUGUUCAUUGUAGCGUUGGUGUUGUUAGGUCACACACAGAGGGACCCAAGAUCUACUCAAUACCAGUCCCAUCUUCUAAUAUUGGACAGCAUUUUGGGCAUCUCCUGGAAAGUGGAAGGGGAACCGAUGUAAAUUUUGAAGUUGAUGGAGAGAUUUUUUCUGCUCACAAGUUGGUGCUUGCAGCUCGUUCACCUGUCUUUAGGGCACAGCUUUUUGGCCCAAUGAAGGAUCGAAAUACCGAAUGCAUAAAGGUUGAAGACAUGGAGGCUCCAGCUUUUAAGGCGUUACUCCAUUUCAUAUACUGGGACGACAUACCAGACAUGCAAGAAUUCACUGGUUUGAACUCAAAAUGGGCAUCCACACUGAUGGGGCAGCAUCUGCUUGCAGCAGCAGACCGAUAUGGACUUGAAAGGCUCAGAUUACUUUGUGAAGCCAAGCUCUGUGAAGAUGUUGCCAUCAACACUGUAGCAACUACGUUAGCCUUGGCAGAGCAACACCACUGUUUCCAACUUAAAGCUGUGUGUCUCAAAUUUGUUGCACAGCCUGAAAACCUGAGAGCUGUGAUGCAAACGGAUGGGUUUGAAUACUUGAAGGAAAGUUGCCCCUCUGUUCUGACCGAGCUAUUGGAAUAUGUAGCCAGGGUUGGUGAACACUCCGUCAUUGUCUGCAGGUAUGGGAAUGAAGCAAUUCUUGAUGGCAGUGAUGUCAAUGGAAGGCGGGUGAAGCAAAGAACAUAGAACCAAUAACAACAAUCACAUUCUCAAUGUAGCCACUAGCCAGGAAAGUGAAAGAAAAGUUUGCUAGGAAUACCAAGGCAUUUUUCGAUUGUUUCUCAUUCUGUAUGAGAUGUAAAUUAAUGGUUCAUGUAGCGCCAUGGUUGUCUUGUAAUGCCAAGGUUUUCGUGGGUAGUUUGUUUUGUUGCCAUGCCAUGGUUCUACUGUUAAAAACUCCUCUUUGCACCAACUCUUGUUUUGUUUUGUUGCCAUGGUUCUGCGAUCUCACUUACUAAUGGACCGAAGCAUAUGUAUGGAAGUCUUGCGCA